This is a messenger RNA of Serinus canaria (Common canary), 1858 nucleotides long. It is a transcript of the gene ZBTB48, whose product is annotated as zinc finger and BTB domain containing 48. Gene Ontology annotation, molecular function: protein binding. Bases 46 to 1809 code for a protein of 587 amino acids. The record is from RefSeq and is a predicted model, not a curated record. The transcript has 10 exons. NCBI's taxonomy places the organism in Eukaryota, Metazoa, Chordata, Aves, Passeriformes, Fringillidae.
CCACGUCCGGUGGUGGCGGAUGCCGGCGGGCUCCGGUGCGCGGCCAUGGCGGCGGCGGCGGCAGCGCACAGCGUGCGGGUGCUGCGGGAGCUGAACCGGCAGCGCGCAGCCGGGCAGUUCUGUGACGCGACGCUCGGCGUGGGCGGCCGCGAGUUCCGCGCGCACUGGCCGGUGCUCGCCAGCUGCUCCCGCUUCUUCCGCGCGCGCGGCCCCGGCGGGCCCGUGGCGCUGCCCGACGGCCUCGCCGACACCUUCCAACUGCUGCUCGACUUCUUCUACACGGGGCGCCUGGCGCUCACGGCGCACAACCGCGCCCGCCUUCUGGCGGCCGCCGAGCAGCUCGGCGUGCCCGACGCCGUGGCGCUGUGCCGCGCCUUCCGCCCGCGGCCCCGCCGCGUCGCCGCCGCCACCGCCCGCCCGGAGCCCGCGGCGGCCCCGCAGCCCGGCGGGCAGGCGGGCUCCCCCUCAGCCCCGGAGGAGGCGGCGGUGGGUGGCGGCGGGCGGGGGGACGGCGACGCCGAAUCCCUUCCCGAGAAAAAGGUGCUGCGGGGCAAAAAGAGCCCUCCCACUCCGGGAAAGGCGCCGGGGAGCAGAAAAGGUACAGCGGUGCCGGUCGAGUGCCCCACAUGUCAUAAAACCUUCCUCAGCAAAUAUUACCUUAAAGUGCACAACAGGAAACACACUGGAGAGAAGCCAUUUGAGUGUUCCAAGUGUGGCAAAUGUUAUUUUAGAAAAGAGAAUCUCCUGGAACACGAAGCCAGGAACUGCAUGAACCGAUCGGAACAGGUAUUCACGUGCUCAGCCUGCCCGGAGGUGUUCAAGCGGCGGAUGGAGCUGCGGCUGCACAUGGUGUCACACACUGGAGAGAUGCCAUACAAGUGCUCCUCGUGCUCACAGCAGUUCAUGCAGAAGAAGGACCUGCAGAGCCACAUGAUAAAGCUGCACGGUGCACCCAAGCCCCAUGCGUGCUCAACCUGCUCCAAGUGCUUUCUGUCCCGGACAGAGCUGCGCCUGCACGAGGCCUUCAAGCACCGUGGAGAGAAGCUAUUUGUGUGUGAGGAGUGUGGGCACAGGGCCUCGAGCCGCAAUGGCCUCCAGAUGCACAUCAAGGCCAAGCACAGGAAUGAGCGGCCCUACGUGUGUGAGUUUUGCCACCACGCCUUCACACAGAAAGCCAACCUCAACAUGCACCUGCGCACGCACACUGGCGAGAAGCCCUUCCAGUGCCAUCUCUGUGGCAAGACCUUCCGGACACAAGCGAGUCUGGACAAGCACAACCGGACGCACACUGGGGAGCGGCCGUUCAGCUGUGAGUUUUGUGAGCAGCGUUUCACAGAGAAGGGGCCGCUGCUGAGGCACGUCGCCAGCCGGCACCAGGAGGGGCGGCCCCACUUCUGCCACAUCUGCGGGAAGACAUUCAAAGCGGUAGAACAGCUGCGUGUCCAUGUUCGCCGGCACAAGGGAGUGAGGAAGUUUGAGUGCAUUGAGUGUGGCUACAAAUUCACACGGCAGGCUCACUUGAGGCGCCACAUGGAGAUCCACGACCGAGUGGAGAACUAUAAUCCUCGACAGCGGAAGCUGCGGAACCUGAUCAUCGAGGAUGAGAAGGAUGUGAUGGUGGUGCUGCAGCCACCACCAGAGCUGGAGGUGGGCUCAGCCGAGGUGAUCGUGGAGUCACUGGCCCGUGGGCCACUGCCUGAGGAGGUCCCUGCACAGAAACUCUGCUCAAACGAGAACUUCUCCCCUUCAGACGUGAUUGAGCAAUCUCUGAUUAUAACUACCACAAUUCCUGAAGACUGUGAGACAUAGUGUGGCCACCUAUCCCCUUCCACUGAAACACAGUAAAGUGUUAAGCUGA